This is a messenger RNA of Lathyrus sativus (Indian pea), 657 nucleotides long. The record is from the annotation of a GenBank genome assembly. Lineage: Eukaryota; Viridiplantae; Streptophyta; Magnoliopsida; Fabales; Fabaceae.
AUGGGGACUCUGGCGCUCGAACCCGAUGAUGUAAGCUCGGAUAUAUACCUUUCGUUGGGCCUUAAAGAUAUCGAUAAAGGUGUUGGAGUUCCACGGGUUUUGUCGCUUCUCUCUUCAGUUCUUGAGAGAUCAAUUCAGAGAAAUGAAAUGCUAUUGGAGACAGAACGUAUAGAAGAUGUUGUUACAGUUUUUCACGGUUUAAGAGCGCCUGCUCUGAGUGUUCGGAAGUACAUUGAUAGAAUCUUUAAGUACUCGAGUUGCAGCCCGUCGUGUUUUGUUGUCGCGCACGUAUAUGUGGAUAGAUUUAUUCAGCGCACAGAGAUUAAAUUGACCUCACUAAAUGUGCACCGGCUUCUCAUAACCAGCAUUAUGCUAGCCGCCAAGUUUAUCGAUGACGCAUUCUUCAACAAUGCUUACUAUGCUAAAGUUGGAGGAGUAAGUACAUCUGAGUUAAACAGAUUGGAAUUGAGCUUUUUGUUUGGUAUAGAUUUUAGGCUUCAGGUUAGUGUAGACACAUUUGGAAGAUAUUGUUUGCUAUUGGAGAAAGAAGGUUCAGAAACACUUCAAAUUGAAAGGCCAAUGCAGGCUUGUAGAAUUAAAGAAAGUUGGUCAAACAAAGAUGAGUCUCCAUGUGCUUCCACAAUUGCAAGAUGGUAG